AUGUUUAACACAACAGUGCCACGUGAACGAUAUCUCUCGGGGAGAGGAGCAGGCUGCAGCUGGCAAUGCCUGUUAGAUUUAAGGGGAUGAGGUAACUGAUCCUCUAUCGGAAGGACAGAUCCUAAGCAACCAGAAAAGAACAUUUUGAUGGUGUCCCUAAUCAAACAUUGACUGUCAACGGUGAACACACCGGGAGGGGACCAAAGCCGAGAGCCACAAGAAACUGAGACCCUCGUUCGGGAAGUAGCACUUCCUGCGGUUGCAGGGAGAGGCGGUGGUGCUGGUGCGGAGUGGAGAGAGAGCGGUCCCCCCGGAAAGCAGGGAGGGGAGUGGAGGGAAAUAUAUCCUUGGUUGUGUUCAGAAGUGACAGAGAAUGAUAUUUCUCUCCCGUGGUGUGAAAGCUGAGGGACAGUCCGCACCAUCUCCCUGAGGGCAUCGAGCAGGAGUGGCUGCUGUGUCAAUCAGUCCCACAUUUCAUCUGAGCCACCUCCCUCCGUGCCGCCGCUGAGUGGAAGCCAAAAGCGAAAACAUAACGCGCCGCAAACUGAAGAGAAUGUGAAUUUUAGCCAAUUAGACAGUAUUUGUUUGUCAUGUGGCUUUUGUUACAAACUCAGUGAGAAGUGAUGUGCAGUGUUGCCACCCGGAAACACAGAAAAUAAACCGAAACCACAGAGAGCAGGAAGCUCCCCGAGCUCUCCACAGGAAAGUCAGGAAAAUAGAAAAGACCGAGAAAAGGUGAAAAGAAAACCGGGCAGAUCCCGGGCCUCAGGGGCCUGAUGCUGCCAGCUUCACCCCCACCACCACCUGGUAAAAAAUAUCCCAGUCGGUGUGUGUUCGCUGCCCCCGAGGGAAACAUUCCCAUCAGUUUUUGUAUCUCAGACUCAACCAGAACCUUCAGGCGGUUCAAUCUCACGGGGACUGGUGAUGGUCAGCCCUUCCUCGUUUUUAACUGCGGAGUUUUCUUUCUGAGACAAACCAACCAGUCACUCCCACUCCGAGUCAUUAGGAAAGGAUCCAACUUCAGUCCAACGGUCAAAGCGACAUCUUGCAAUUCUGUUUUGUUUUAUUUUCCCCAGCCCCCAAACUAUGAUUAUUUCUCCCUUCCCAGGAAUAUUUAAUUCCCAGGGCUUGAUUGGAAUACAGACAGUGGACUGUGCCAGAAUGUUGAUGACCCUUUUCUCCAUCUCCCUGUGUUUUUCCUCGGUCUCUCCCGGUCUGACUCCAACCAGCAGAAAGCUUUCCCCCCGAUUGCCAUUGACUGCACUUUUGCUGGACUCCUUAAUGGCACACUCAGUUAAAGGAAGCCUCGAUGUCCAGGGUGUUCCUUUCACCUCAGGCUCUGACUCACUGACUGUGAUCUACUCGGCAGUCUAUGGCAUUAAGGACUUUCCUGAGGUGACUAAUAUUGCAAUGGUCAAUGGAAUUCAACUCAAUUAUCAUGACACUAAUAUCCGUCGGGUGAUCCCCAGGCAGCAGUUCAUGGAGGAUUAUUUUGAUUCAAAAUACUGGGAAUAUCUCACCGGUCUCGGGAAUACACGAUCAGACAUGGCAAAGGAGAAUCUGAAUGCAAUAAUGAAAAAUACAAACCAGACAUCUGGAAUUCACACAUUUCAAUGGAUAGCAACUGUUGAAAUCGCUGAUGAUAACUCUGUGAAGAGAUCGAUGAGAUUUGGAUUUGAUGGAAAGGAUUUCCUGAGCUUAGAGCCAGACAGAUUUAGGUGGAUUGCAACCAAUCAAAAUGCAGUGAAGACGAAAGAGAAAUGGAAUUCUGAUGAUUCCUGGAACAAGUAUUGGGAAAUGCAUCUGAAGCAAGGGUUUGUCCAGGAUUUAAAGAGAACCUUGCAAGCUGGAAAGCAGUAUUUCGAAAGGAAAGCUCAGCCUGAAGUGUUCAUCUCCAGGAGUGAGCCCAAUCGUCAGGACAAGCCACUCACUCUCUCCUGCCGAGUCACUGGAUUUUAUCCUGUAGACAUCGAGGUGACCUGGCUAAGGAAUGGAGAGGUUGUGUCUGAGACACAAUCCUCGGGGAUUCGACCGAACCAUGAUGGGACCCAUCAGAUCCAGAAAGAGAUUGAAAUCAGUGCUGGGGAUGAGGAUCAAUAUUCCUGCCAAAUUGAACACAGCAGCAUGACAGAGGCCAAGCUCUACCAGUGGGAAACCACAGGAAACAGAGGGGAACGCAUCCAUCUUGGAAUGAUACUUGGAAUCCUUAUUGCUGCAGUGUUCGGGAUAAUCGCAAUGAUCAUUUGGAUAAGGGCAUGGAAAGCUUCUGAUGUCUCUGUUCCAGCUCAUUCAUGAUUCAAUUGAACAGCGUAUCCCAGAUCUGCAUGUUGUGAUCCUCAGUCACCAAGUCAGGCCUUCUGAAGUUAUGUUUUCAUCCUGCCUCGGAAUGUGAGCAGUGUUUCCAUCAGAGGGAUCUUCAUGGACAGUUUCUCCCUCACACUUUCUCAUUUUCAAUGUCUUCACCCUUUCACAAUUUGCCUGAAAUGAAACAAUGUCCAAAGGCAACUUCUAAGCACUUUUUAUAUUGCAGGGUAUGUUUGCUUUUGUACUUUAAUUCACCAAAUGUGACCUCUUACGUAACAUACUGUUGUAAAUUGAAUACUUACAGUCUACUUAUUGAGAAAGCAUCUUUAUCUAUGUACUAUCAAUGUUUACCUACAAAUGCUGAUAAUUGUGGUUUGUAAUCAAUAAACAAUUUUUUGUGGUUGAACGUUA
Stegostoma tigrinum is the source of this 2715-nucleotide messenger RNA. Its product is annotated as class I histocompatibility antigen, F10 alpha chain-like. Gene Ontology annotation, cellular component: external side of plasma membrane. The record is from RefSeq and is a predicted model, not a curated record. Gene Ontology annotation, biological process: immune response. NCBI's taxonomy places the organism in Eukaryota, Metazoa, Chordata, Chondrichthyes, Orectolobiformes, Stegostomatidae. Bases 1087 to 2295 code for a protein of 402 amino acids. The transcript has 8 exons.